UAUGGUUUUUUUGUUUCUUUUGUUGACACUAUUUUCUCAAUUAGGAUCAUCAUCAUCCUAUAGUACAAUGAGCAUGGGCUCAUCUCUCUCUGUGGAAAAUCCAGCUGAUAUUUUGAUCUCACCAAAUGGCAUGUUUUCAGCUGGGUUUUUUCAAGUAGGUGAAAAUGCAUAUUGCUUUGCAAUAUGGUUCACAGAGCCAUCCCCAACUCACAACCUCACCGUGGUUUGGAUGGCAAACCGUGAUGAGCCAGUCAACGGUAGGAGCUCCAAGCUCACCCUCCAAAAAAAAGGAAAUCUUAUUCUCACAGAUGCUGGCAAAUCCACCAUCUGGUCCUCCAACACUGUUUCAGCUUCAUUAGCCCGAUUGCGUCUCAACGACACUGGCAAUCUUGUUCUACUCACUGUCAAGGGUGUUACUAUGUGGGAAAGCUUUGCUUCACCAACAGACACCCUUCUACCUCACCAACCACUUACAAGGAACACCAAGCUUCUCUCUUCAAGAAGCCUCACCAACUAUUCCUCUGGCUUCUACUCACUUUUUUUCGACAAUGACAACACUCUCCGCCUUCUCUACGAUGGCCCCGAGGUUUCAAGUAUUUACUGGCCUGAUCCUUGGCUUCUAAGUAUCGUAGCUGGGAGGUCCACUUACAACAACAGUAGAAUUGCCAAGUUUGAUAACUUGGGCAAUUUUAGUGCAUCCGAUGAUUUCACCAUUUUGUCAUCGGAUUAUGGUGCAAAGCGGCAGAGAAUAGUGAAGAUGGAUGCUGAUGGUAAUGUUCGAAUGUACAGUCGAAAGCAGCCGGGAGAUACUUGGGUUGUUACAUGGGAAGCAGUUUUGCAACCAUGCAAAAUUCAUGGAAUUUGUGGGGCUAAUAGUUGGUGCAACUAUGUUCCUAGUUUUGGUAGGAAAUGCUCAUGCGUUCCAGGCUAUGUGAUUAGAAAUAAAAAUGAUUGGAUUUAUGGUUGUCAACCAGAAUUUAAUCUGUCCCACAACAAUAGUAUUGCUGCUCGUGAUCAGUUUGAUUUUAUGUUCAUUCCUCGCGUUGAGAUGUAUGGGUUCGAUUUUGGGAUCUUUUAUAAUUACACCUGGGAAAAGUGCAAAAAUUUCUGCCUGGAUUUAGGAAACUGUACAGGGUUCCACUUCAAAUAUGACUCAGGUGGUGGUGGUUUUUAUAAUUGCUUCCCAAAGAUGCAAUUACGAAAUGGAUACCGUUCGCCUGGUUUUGUUGGAGACCUGUAUGUGAAACUACCCAAAUCAAUCCUUUCUUCCUAUAAUGUCACUGAAGCUGAAGAAUCCAACAAUAUUUGCUCAGACAAACUUGCAAGAGAGCUGGACAGAAUAUACCAAAAAGGCAACACAAAUCAGUCUGUCAAGUUUAUGCUGGAAUUCGCAUCUGGGCUAGGAGCACUUGAGGUUGUUUGUGUCUUUCUUGUUUGGUUUUUUCUGACCAGAAGAAACGGUGGAGAUCAAUUAAAUUCAGAUGAUGUGGUCACACAAGGCUACCUUCAUGCUGCCACUGGAUUCAGAAGAUUUAGUUACUCUGAGUUGAAAAAGGCCACAAGAGGUUUCAAAGAAGAGAUUGGAAGGGGAGGGGGAGGAAUCGUGUACAAAGGCGUAUUGUCUGAUCAACGAAUCGCGGCAAUCAAGCAAUUGAAUGGUGCUAACCAAGGGGAAGCAGAGUUCCUUGCAGAGGUGAGCCUUAUUGGGAAGCUGUACCACAUGAACUUAAUUGAGAUGUGGGGAUAUUGUAUGGAAGGAAAGCAUAGGCUUUUGGUGUAUGAGUACAUGGAGCAUGGUUCCUUGGCAGAGAAGUUAUCUUCCAAUGUGCUUGAUUGGAAGACAAGGUUUGAAAUUGCAGUGGGCACAGCAAAGGGACUAGCUUAUUUACAUGAAGAAUGUUUGGAAUGGGUUUUGCAUUGUGAUGUGAAGCCUCAGAACAUACUCUUGGACUCUAAUUACAAACCAAAAGUGGCUGAUUUUGGAUUGUCCAAGCUACUAAACAGAAGUGAGUUUAGCAACUCAAACUUCUCAAGAAUAAGAGGAACUAGAGGUUACAUGGCUCCAGAGUGGGUUCACAAUAUGCCCAUCACCUCCAAAGUGGAUGUAUACAGCUAUGGGAUUGUUGUGUUGGAAUUGCUCACUGGAAAAAGCACAGCGGAAAGUGUUCAUGGAGUAGAAGGUGGAGGUGACACACAGAAAAGGAUGCUGGCUACAUGGGUGAGGGAGAAAAUGAAUGAAGCAUUUGCAGAUGCAAAGAGCCCAAUAGGAGCUGAAUAUGAAAAGGGUGAGCUGGAAAUUCUUGUAAAAGUUGCUCUUCAAUGUAUAGAGGAAGACAAAGAUGCAAGACCCACCAUGAGCCAAGUGGUUCAGAUGCUUCUUCAUCAUGAAAACAAUUUAUUGUAAUUAUUAAGGGUGACUUGUUCAUAAUAUUGGUUUGAUUUCUUCUUCUGCUCAGAUCACUCUGACCAGCUGACUGUGAUGUUGGUAAUAAUACAUGUAUAUAUAUAUCUUGAUUUCUUCUUU
Prunus mume (Japanese apricot) is the source of this 2524-nucleotide messenger RNA. RefSeq names its product putative receptor protein kinase ZmPK1. NCBI's taxonomy places the organism in Eukaryota, Viridiplantae, Streptophyta, Magnoliopsida, Rosales, Rosaceae. The record is from RefSeq and is a predicted model, not a curated record. Gene Ontology annotation, biological process: protein phosphorylation; recognition of pollen. Gene Ontology annotation, molecular function: ATP binding; protein serine/threonine kinase activity.